This is a messenger RNA of Naegleria lovaniensis, 1836 nucleotides long. RefSeq lists its product as uncharacterized. The transcript has a single exon. Gene Ontology annotation, biological process: peptidyl-serine phosphorylation; protein autophosphorylation; autophagy. The coding region runs from base 1 to 1836 and encodes 611 amino acids. Gene Ontology annotation, molecular function: protein serine/threonine kinase activity; ATP binding. Gene Ontology annotation, cellular component: autophagosome; cytoplasm. The record is from RefSeq and is a predicted model, not a curated record. NCBI's taxonomy places the organism in Eukaryota, Heterolobosea, Eutetramitea, Acrasida, Naegleriidae.
AUGUUCACGAAUGAAGGCUCAUCCACAACAACACCACCCUCAUCGUUACGCUUCGUCGUUGCAUCAUCAUCAUCAUCAACACAACCGUUACUCACAAUUCCCACAAGUGUUAGCACACGACCACGAAAACCUUCUCUGCGUGGAAUUAAAAUCUCGGAUCGGUUUGUAAAAUUAAAUCGAGAGUUAGGCUCUGGUUCUUUCAGUGAUGUCUAUCUCGGAGAAGAUUUAGAAUUUGAUCAUCCAAAAGACUCGAAACAACAACUCGUUGUUACAUCCUCUUCAACGACAAUAGCCUCAGAAAAUAAUUCAGAAUAUAUUCAACAUGACAAAAUAUUAAAAAAAGAUCGUUAUGUAGCGAUUAAACAAAUCAAAGUAGAAAAAUAUUCACGUGCCACCAUCAAGUAUUUAGAGAAAGAAAUUCAAAUUAUGAAAGAAUGCAAUCAUGAAAAUGUAAUCAAGUUAUUAGAAACGAUUCAGGUCAAUUUUCCUUCACAAAUGUACUUGGUGCUAGAAAAGUGUGACACCAAUAUGAGAAAAUAUAUGAACAUGAAAAAACAGUUAGCGCGUAAGAAUUAUAAGAGUCAGAGUUUCUAUGAUGGAAAAUUGAGAAAACCAUUCUUUGCUGAGCGUGAAAUUCAAUAUUGGUUAAAACAAAUUGUUGCAGGUAUUCAAUAUUUACAUGAAGAAAAACAUGUUAUUCACAGAGAUAUCAAACCAGAGAAUUUUCUGUUAAAGAAAUUCAACCAGAAUUUAGAGGACUUGUUAGUAGAACCCGAAGAACAUGAAUUUGGUAAUUUCAAUGAAUACAAAUUGGUCAUUGGUGACUUUGGACUUUCAAAAGCAAUGGAGAACAAUCAAAUUACUCAAACCAUUGUUGGAACUUGGCCCUAUAAAAGUCCCGAACUAGCUCAACAUUUACCGUAUGGCUACGACGCAGAUAUAUGGUCCAUUGGAGUCGUGCUAUUUGAGAUGAUUGCUGGUUAUUGUAUUUUUAACACAAAAAAGAAUGAGCAAAUUUACAUUGAGAGACCUAAUUUUGGACAAGCGAUUAGUUCAAGCACUCCCAACGUAGAUUGGACAUUUCUUUUAGAUCAUGUACAUAUUUCUUAUAAUUUAUUUAAUUUAUUGGUGAGCAUGUUGACGUAUGAUAAGGAUAAAAGAAUUUCCAUUGGCGGCAUUGCCACGCAUCCGUUCAUGCUUCAAACAUGGAGUGAAGAAGAGUCAUCAGUGACCAUUGUUGAUAACUACAUUUCACAUCAUAAUGAACAGGUUCAGAAAAGUGUGGAAACGGUAGAUCAGCCACCACUUUUACAACCACUUGUGGAUGCUGAACAGCGCACACUCUUAUUAAUAGAUCCUUUAGGAAAGGAAGAGAUUGUCACAUCCUCGAAUGGCUCUAUUCUCUUGAGGUCAGGAUUACAAGAGAGCGUGACGAGACCAGAAUUCUCUCCUACAACUAUUCUCUUAAAGGACACAUUUGAAGAAUUGGAAUUUGACAGCACCAAGAUUCGAGAAAUAUCAGGUGGAUUACCAACAAAUCAAAGAUAUACUGAAUGCGUUCUGAUUGAAAAAAGUAAGGAUGCAAAAAUUGUGGUCUUUGUCAUCAACGAAGAGGCAAGCAAGAACAGGUCCCUUCACUAUUCGUUGAAAGUUCAAGGUGUGUUAUUUAAAGAGGAUUGGCUUGAUUGUUCGCAAGUGAGAGAUUUUGAAAUUAUCAACGACUGUGAACAACUGGAAAUAGAAAUAGAAAUAUCGACUGGCGCAUGGGAUCAAAUCCUUUAUUACUUGUCACCUGAUACAGUUCCUUUUAGAAUCCAGGUUUAUGUACAAAAUUAA